Messenger RNA from Lobosporangium transversale, 255 nucleotides. RefSeq lists its product as hypothetical. Gene Ontology annotation, molecular function: RNA polymerase II cis-regulatory region sequence-specific DNA binding; DNA-binding transcription factor activity, RNA polymerase II-specific. Gene Ontology annotation, biological process: regulation of transcription by RNA polymerase II. The transcript has a single exon. NCBI's taxonomy places the organism in Eukaryota, Fungi, Mortierellomycota, Mortierellomycetes, Mortierellales, Mortierellaceae. The record is from RefSeq and is a predicted model, not a curated record. Gene Ontology annotation, cellular component: nucleus. The annotation marks the transcript as partial.
AAAAAGCCCAAACAGCGCUAUGUUUGCCACGUUCCCAACUGCAACCGCACCUUCAGCCGUCCUUAUAACCUAAAGUCCCAUGGUCUCACACACGAUGCACACCGUCCACAUGCCUGUGCGAAAUGUUCAAAGACGUUUGCGCGCAUUCACGAUCGUGACCGCCACAUGAACAGCCACAUGACCGAGAAGCCCCACGAAUGUAUUGUGUGCUUGGGCCGAUUUGGUCGACAAGAUGCAGUGAUCCGACACUUGAAG